This is a messenger RNA of Bursaphelenchus xylophilus (pine wood nematode), 577 nucleotides long. Lineage: Eukaryota; Metazoa; Nematoda; Chromadorea; Rhabditida; Aphelenchoididae. The record is from the annotation of a GenBank genome assembly.
AUGAACUCCGCCGUCUUCGCUCUUUUCUUGGCCGGUCUUGUCGCUGUGGAGGUGAGUUUGGCAAUGAUGUAAUCCAUGGAACAGGGCUGUAGAGAGUUCAUAAAGAUUUUGGAGAGAUUCUACGGAAAUAAGUCAAUCUUUUUUGCUCUAACUGGCUUUACACCUAUUUUCAAGUUAUCUAAAAUGCAAACACCAACUCCAAACUGACUCAUUUUAGGCCUGCUCCUCCGCCGGCUCUUCCUCCACCACAACCACCACCGCCGCCGCAGGCCGUAAACGUCGUCACGCCGACGCCGCCGAAGUCAUCCUCCACUCCAAAGUCCCGGUCGCUCAAAGCCAACAACUCAUCCAGAAGCUGAAGAACACCGCCGCCUCUCUGAAUCUGGAUGCCGAAAGAUUUGGCAAAGUUGAGCAGGAAGUUGGCUCGGAUGAGAGUGGAAAUGCUCAAAUCUACCACACCCUGGACGGAAACGUUGAUUGCGCUGAGCUGAGACUGAUCACCAAGAAGGUGUUGAGUCAGGUUGACGAGGUCCCCAAGGCCUCCAUCACUUGCCAGGGACAGAAAUUCCGUGUCUAA